CUCCUCCCCCUUCAUAAUAAGGCAGCUCUCCUGCCUGGCCGACUGUCACUUGAGCAGGAAGUGUCUUGGCCUUCAUUUGCUGGACUUCUGCAGCCAUGAUUGUAACGUGUGUGUGUCUGCUGCUGCUGGCGCUCCAAAGCGUGGAAGCUGGCAGGGACGGCGCUCUGUCGAGACAUAAAAGGCACUGGGUGCCGCCGCCAAAACCACUGACGGAAAAUAAGGACUACACUCGGGACAUAUCGGUGGCCAAGAUCCAUUCCGACUUCGAUGAUGGCAAAGGUAACCUGCAAUACUCCCUGGAAGGGAUCGGUGCCAACAAGUCUCCCUUCGACGUGUUUGUGGUGGACCGUAGGACCGGAUUAAUCCGGGUGACCAAAGUGCUGGACAGGGAGAUGAUCAGCAGCUACAAUCUGUCAGGCGUCGCCACGUACAAUGACGGAAAAUUGGCGGAAAAAAAUAUUGGCAUACGCUUCAAGGUCGUUGACGAGAACGACAAUCCCCCAGUGUUCUCCGCCAGCUCGCCUGGGGCGGUGAACGAACUCAGCCCUAUAGGGACCUCGGUCAUGCAAAUCACAGCGACCGAUGCUGAUGAACCAAGGAAUCCAAACUCUCAGAUCUUCUAUAGCAUUGUGAAUCAGAUCCCAGCAGGGUCCGGAAACAUGUUCGGCAUAGGGAGUGAUGGAAUCAUCUUCGUCAAUCAGGAGGGCUUGGACAGAGAAGCUGUAGAUUCGUACACGCUGACGGUGAAAGGUCAGGACCUAAACGGCGCGGCAGGCGGGAACAGUGCCACAAGUACUGUCGUCGUUAAAAUCAACGACGUGAACGACAACGUUCCCACUCUGGAAAAGGAGGUGUAUGAGGGCAACAUUGAGGAGAACACCUACGGUGUGGAGGUGAUGCGAUUCAACGCACAAGACUUGGACUUGGAGGGCACGGAAAACUGGGAAUCCGAGUUUGCCAUCACCAAGGGCAACGAGGCCGGCUACUUCAGCAUCGUAUCAGACCCAAAGACCAACACGGGCAUCCUCAUGCUUGAUAAGGCAGUGGACUAUGAAAAUGUGAAAAACCUGGAUCUAGGGGUCGCUGUAAGGAACAAGGCUGGACCCUACAGUGAAAGUACCAUUAGUUUCGGUGGAGGAGCGGGUGGAGGAGGAGGCGGCGGAGGAGGCGGCGGCGGAGGCGGCGGCGGAGGCGGUGGCGGAGGCGGUGGCGGAGGCGGCGGCGGAGGUGGCGGCGGCGGCGGAUCAUCUUCAUCGUCAUCCUGGUCAUCAACAUCAUGGCAAAGCUCGACACAUAAGACCUAUCCCGUCAAAAUCAACGUAAAGAAUCAGCGUGAAGGACCACAUUUUGAUCCCAAAGUCAAAGUGAUUUCCAUGUCAGAAGGAGGCUCCACCAACAUUAGGGACAUUAUUGCCCGUUACCAAGCAAUAGACCAAGACACUGGGAAACCAGCUGAGAAAGUCAGAUAUGUUAAAGGUUCUGACCCUGACAACUGGCUCACCAUUGACCCAGACACUGCUGAGAUCAAAAUGAAUAAGAUGCCUGACAGAGAGUCUAUGUACCUGGUUAAUGGGACGUACUACGCCAAAGUACUCUGCAUUUCGGAAGACAUGCCCUCGAGCACCGCCACUGGCACUGUGGCCAUCCAGGUAGAAGAUUUUAAUGACCACUGUCCCACCCUGACCAGUACCAUCGAGACUCUGUGCCUUCCAAACGAUGCUGUUUUUGUCACCGCUGUUGACGAGGACGACUUCCCAAACGGAGCUCCUUUCACUUUUGAAAUCAUCCCAGAGGGCACAGAAGGAAAAUGGCUGGUGGAGCGUCUAAAUGAUACUACUGCCAUCCUCAGGACCCAGGAGCCCCUGUGGCCUGGUUUACAGCAGGUGGAAUUGCUGGUAAAGGACGAGCAGGGGGUAGCAUGCCCGGAACCGCAGAAGGUGACUGUCCAAGCGUGUACCUGCGAGGACGGAGUGAUUUGUGGAAGACGAGGCGCCCAGGGCCAGCCAGACAAAAAAACAGAGUUAGGACCUGCAGGCAUCGGACUUCUAUUGCUUGGCCUGCUUCUUCUACUACUUAUCCCUCUACUGCUGCUCUUCUGCCAAUGUGGUAGCGCUGCAGCUAUGCCGGGAGCCUUUGCCGAUAUGCCUUUUGACACCAAAUCACACCUCAUUAAUUACCGCACCGAGGGCCAAGGAGAGAACACGGAAGUGCCACUAAUGAACAUGCCGACACAAGUGGACGCAGGUGACAUCUCCAUGAUAAAUGAACCAGUCCAGAUGAACAUGUUUCCAAGGAACAACAUGAGUGACCUAAGAGAGUCAACAGUGGGAAUGAGAAACAUACGAGGCAGUGGGUUUGAAAUGAGAACGGCAGGAGAAAGCUAUGACGACAUAGCCCUACCACAUCACAUCCUCAGAGAGUACUAUGCACAGAAGAUGAACAGUGGAGGAGAUCUUGCCGUGAAAGAUGCUCUCUUGGCAUAUGACUUUGAGGGUCAAGGCUCCGCCGCUGGCUCAGUGGGCUGCUGCAGCCUCCUUGAAUCUGACAACGACUUGCAGUUCCUCGAUGAUCUUGGGCCAAAGUUCAAGACCCUGGCAGAGGUGUGCGGUGGCAAGAAAAUCCAACAAGAAGUUGUCGUCCCGGUUGUGCCCGAACCCCGACCAGAACCUCCCAAGCUGCCACCAGUUGUCCCUAAAGUAGAACAUACUGUGAUCAAAGAGACGGAUCGCUCUCAGGUACUGAAGAGCAACACAACAACCACAGUGGUGGAAGGGGUACAAAAUCAAGGCCAGAUGUUCCUGCUCCAACCGCAGUCACCUGUCUACUACACCACCACUGCCCCUGUGCUGCAGCCCAUGCAGUACAUGGUCCAGCCGCAAGUUCAGAACACCAUGGUGCUGACUGAGGCACCAGUUACUAACAUGCAGGGCAUGAUGCUAGCGGCACCCACACAAGGCAUGCUAGUGUCUGGUGGACAAGCCCAGGGCCCCGGCAUGGUGCUGGUUACUGGCACCCAAGCAGCACCUGCACAAGGCAUGGUGGUCCAAGGAGGGAAGGUGGUCUCUAGUAGAAAGGCUCAUGGGCCUGGCAUGGUGAUGGUUACUGGCACCCAGGCAGCCUCUGCACCAGGCAUGAUACUUCAGGGACAAACAAUGGUAACCAGCGGAAAAGCUAGAACCCCCAGUGUGGUACUGGUAGACAAAAGUGGGAUCCAUACCAGCGGAGCAAAUCUGAUCAACACUGGAGGACUAGCAAGCUCCCAAGUCGUGAUAGAAGGCAAAGCCCCAGUAGGGAAAGGGAAAGUGAGGUCAAGCCAAACCUCCCUCAAACAAGGUGGCAUCCUACUGCCAGGAGGGUUGGCUAGUGUACAAGGUCAACACCAAGGUGGCAUCCUACUGCCAGGAGGGUUGGCUAGUGUACAAGGCCAAACCCAAGGUGGCAUCCUACUGCCAGGAGGGUUGGCUAGUGUACAAGGUCAACACCAAGGUGGCAUCCUACUGCCAGGAGGGUUGGCUAGUGUACAAGGCCAAACCCAAGGUGGCAUCCUACUGCCAGGAGGGUUGGCUAGCAUGCAAGGCCAAGGCCAAGGUGGUUACCUACUGCAAGGAGGGUCCGCUGGCGUACAAGUCCAACCCCAGAGCAGCAUGACAACUAAGUCCAGCACCACAGUGAGCCGAGUCCCGACCUACCGCAAGGUGGUGGUGCAGGAGGAGAAACUCACUGAACUGUGACCCGACAAAUGGACUUUUUAAAGCAAUGCAAACUUUUGUCAAGGUAGUUCAAGUAUGUUCUUGCUGUGCAAUUUUUUUCGGUGGCGGGCGUUGUGCAGCAGUUUGCCUCCAAGUGACGCUACAUGUGGUUAAGUACUCGUACUCCCACUUGAUGUAUUCGAUUGGUGCUUGAACACAGUCAACACACCCAUGGAAGGCCACCUGGAUUGUCUUCUGUGGAAUGAAGCUCCCUGUGAGCCCGCCUGCUGUGUUUGCUUGGCUGAAUUCAAGAAGGUUCCAUUGUCAGCUCCACUCGCAUAUAUGGGCUCUUAGCCAAGGAACAUUCUAGAUGCCGAUCAUUAAUCAGCAUCUAAUCUUUGCUUUUUUUCCUACUUUUUUAACAAUUUGGCAAAAGGAUUUCAGGAUCAGCAAGAAUUACAACGACAUCUACACAAUCUGCAACUGGAUGGAAAUACAGUUCUUGUCUAAUGUUCGCCUUUCUGGGGAGAAUUGCAACAACAUUUUGGAGCUUGUCCAGUUUUUCUACACCAAACCUGUCCAAGUACACCUUCGUGGACCUUGCUUUGUGCACCGGGUGCAAAAAAGGGUCUUCGGACAAGGUUGGAACUUGAAACUGUCCAAAAUAUAUUUCUAAGAAGAAUUCAUGUUUGCAACCAACCAAGGACUCAUUCACUGGAUUGUUGACCCAUGUGGUGUACUUUCUCUUAACUGUAGCAUUAAACAGGAUGUAACGCACUUUGUUACACAACUGCAAUAAAAAAAAACUAAGACAACACAUCUCAGAUAGGGAUGGGCACCAAAUUUGGUACUUUUUUAAAGUACCGACCGAGGCUCGUCGCCACCACCGGGUACCGAAUCACGUGAAAUCAAACGGUACCAUAUUUGAUACCUUUGUCACACGCGACUUCCUGUCCGGUUUCACUUGGCUUUUCGUCGCGGACUGCCUCUGGGUAAUGUUACAACUUUCCAUGCCGACAAAGCAAGAAUACCUGAGAGAAAGCGCUCAAAAGUAUGAACUUGUUGCUAAUUUAUUUUGGAUAUGCCAUAUACAUGCUACUGAUUAGCAUUAGCGAUUUAACAUGGCGAUUGCAAGACCUCCAAAUGUGGCUUUAAAAACUACACUGUAAAUUAUUUGCCACUUAAAAUCUUAUUUCUAGAAAUGUCGUCAGUUUUAAAAGCUAUUUACUUGUUCUAGUCAUGGACUUUACAUCAUAAUCUUAAUUUUAGCAUAAAUAAUUUGAUCUUGUCUAUUUUUGUUGAAAAAUGUGUCCAAUUAAGAAAAUAACGAUUCAAAUAGGAUAUGUUUGUGUUCCGCCACAUGGAAAAUCUUGUUUAAAGAUUCCUAUGACCCAAUUUGUCACGGUUUACCUGACACAUGAAACGUGACGGCACACGGCAGUAGAGUGUUGGAUAUCUUCAAAUGUGUUUUGUGUCAAUUCCAACUUUGACCACAGUGUCAGUUGCUAUGUAGAGUGGCGCUUUCCAUCAUUUUCAGCAGACUGUAUUGUAAACUGACCAACCCGCACUCCUCCUCUCACGCGAGAUCCACCCAGGAAUGGGGCCAUAUGAAUCCCGUCCCUAACACACCAGGAAUGCUUCAUUUAAGAAUGGCAAGUCAAACAACGCUUCUUUUCAGAAUAAAAUACCUUUUUCUAGGUUAAAAGUCCCGCAAUUUGUAGAUACACAAAUGAAAUCAACUCGCUGCAUGAAGAGAUCUGACAGCCCCAGAAGGGCUAGUAAGUCAGUAAGUAAGUAAGUCAGUAAGUAAGUAAGUAAGUCAGUCAGUCAGUAAGCAUGAAGAGACCUAAAGAAGAUAUGAAGAGAGCAUUUCACCAUUUUUGUGUUUUUUUCCAACAAAUGUAGUCUUUUUAUCUUAUUUUUGGUCAGCUCUUUUUGCAGCGUACAACUAAAAGAAAAAGGUUCAACUCUACCAGCCGCUGUGUAGUAAGUACAAUACUAACAGUACAAAGACUUUGUGGGACUCCACAAAAGACUGGACUACGGCAACACACCGAGGACACACGGAAAUGAACUCAUACUUGCAAAUAAGACUGAAAAGUGUGAGAAAAGAAGAGAUAAUAACAAGAUGAAAUAUUGUUUGGACCAGAAAGAAACACAUUUAUAUUUACUAGCGCACACAAAAGUAGCAAAUGUGCGUAAAAGGUACCCAUCCUUAUUCUCAGGUCCAGUGUGGAAAAAGUUCAUCUAGCUUAAAAAAACAACCUAAAAACAACAAGAAAAAAAGCUCCUUGAUGCGUGUUGUGUUGUGUUUGAGGGCUAUGUUGUGUUUUUGUACGCCAGGAGAAGGUUUUUGUCUUCUUUUUUUUAAAAGCCUUAUAUAAAUAAAUAAAUCAAUAAAAGA
Entelurus aequoreus (snake pipefish) is the source of this 6093-nucleotide messenger RNA. RefSeq names its product desmoglein-2.1-like. Lineage: Eukaryota; Metazoa; Chordata; Actinopteri; Syngnathiformes; Syngnathidae. Gene Ontology annotation, biological process: homophilic cell-cell adhesion. The record is from RefSeq and is a predicted model, not a curated record. Gene Ontology annotation, cellular component: desmosome; plasma membrane. Gene Ontology annotation, molecular function: calcium ion binding. The transcript is spliced from 14 exons. Bases 96 to 3731 code for a protein of 1211 amino acids.